Diutina rugosa is the source of this 639-nucleotide messenger RNA. It is a transcript of the gene TSR2, whose product is annotated as Tsr2p. Gene Ontology annotation, biological process: maturation of SSU-rRNA from tricistronic rRNA transcript (SSU-rRNA, 5.8S rRNA, LSU-rRNA). Gene Ontology annotation, cellular component: nucleus. Lineage: Eukaryota; Fungi; Ascomycota; Pichiomycetes; Serinales; Debaryomycetaceae. The transcript has a single exon. The record is from RefSeq and is a predicted model, not a curated record. Bases 1 to 639 code for a protein of 212 amino acids.
AUGCAACCGACCCUGAUCGACCCCAACGAGUACGUGGAAGCGGCCGAAGGCACGCUCCAGUUUGGCGACCAGGCCCAGCAGGGCAAGUUCGAGCUCGGGGUGUGCAUGGCCAUCUACAAGUGGGAGGAGUUGGCCACCGCCGUCGACAAUAACUGGGGGGGUCCCCAGCUGGCAGACAAACGGGACUGGAUCUCGGGGGUGGUGAUUGACCUUUUCACCGAAAACAAGAUUGUCGACAUCCAGCUCAUUGAAGAUACUUUGCUUUACGCCAUGGCCGACGAGUUUGACACUGAAGUCGAUAACGACUCUGCCCUUGAGAUUGGGGCUUUAGUGUUUAAGCUCUAUCAGGAAUGCGCUCAAGAGAAGUACGAUACCGUCGAUGCGUUGUACCAGGCGUACCAGGAAAAGCAGGCGUACAGAGCGAAGCAUUUGGUUGAGCUUCAGGCGGAUCCUAACAACCCUUCGGACUCUGACGACGACAGCGACGACGAUGAAGAAGACCACGACCACCACCACCAACAUGAUAACCAGGGCCACCUCCACACUCACCACGAGGACCUGAUGGACGUGGACGACGGGCCUGUGGUUGACGACGACGGGUUCGAAUUGGUGCAACCUAAGCGCAAGGGGAGACGGUAA